AUGAACAGAGUGGAGGACAUCAUACGCAUCGAGGAAUUGAUUCUAUCUGCGGCAGGACGCAUACAGACCUACCACAACGCGUGGUACCACUGGCUCCAAUGGCUCUCCUCUACUACAACCACGGGAGACACACAGCACCUGGCUGAAGCCAAGGGGCUACUGGCCCUGUCCAAACCCAACCACAAGACCACGGAUGACGGGACGUCGAAACAGACACCCCUUAGCGACCCUGCAGACACCGCACCGCUACCUAUCCUGAAUGGUGAGGACACGGCCCCUGUGGAUGCUGGGAGCCGCUACACCUGA
This is a messenger RNA of Pelobates cultripes (western spadefoot toad), 306 nucleotides long. NCBI's taxonomy places the organism in Eukaryota, Metazoa, Chordata, Amphibia, Anura, Pelobatidae. The record is from the annotation of a GenBank genome assembly.